GUUCUUACUCACAACAUGCUACUUUUUUAUCCUCAGCUUCCUAGUAGUAGCUAUAGGUAGCUAGUAGCCACCCAAUUAACUUAACUUCCUCUAUAAAUACAACCUAUCUUCACUAUUCUUUUCCAUUACUCACACUCACACAAAUUAGUUUAGUUUCAACAUUCUUUUCCAUUACUCACACUCACACAAAUUAGUUUAGUUUCAACAUGAAGAGGCAAAGAGGUGCAAGUGUGAAUAGUCUUAACAACCUCAAAAAUCCUCCCAAUGUUGAAGAUGUGGCAGCAACAAUGGAGAAGAAAAAAGGAAAGAAAGAGGAGCAUGAUGAACAAAAAGUGAGCAUGUUGUUGGAAGAGAAGAAGGAAAUCAAAGAUAUGUGUGAGGAAACAACAACAAUAAGGGAGGGUGUGAUUAGUAGUAAUGUGAUGAGUUGGAAUAAUAGGGAAGAGUAUAUGCCAUCAUGGUUGGGAGGUAGUAGUAUUGUGGAUGAACAAAUGUCAUGGGGUUCAACUUGGUUCCCUGGUUGGGAUAUGGAUUUCAUGAUGGGUGAAGCUUUUAAUUCUCUCUAUAGUGAUGUUGUUUGGGAUGAUGAUAUUUGGAAUCUCAAAAAUGAAAUUCCAAUACCAUUACAUGGAAAAAAGUUUGAGCUUGAGUAGAUGGAUGCAUGGUUUUAAUGAUUAGUUCACCCUGCAACGACCAAAAUCGGAAAACCUUGGAGGGAAGUAAGCAUUAGAACAACAUGUUUUCAUGUUUUCAGCUUAGUUAAGAAAGAAGUUUCACAAUUUUCAUGUUAAUUUUAUGUAUAUGUGUGAACUUUAACUAGUUGUUUUCAAUGUUAAAUAACAAACUCAUCAAUGAUGCUCUCUAA
Messenger RNA from Lathyrus oleraceus (garden pea), 865 nucleotides. RefSeq lists its product as uncharacterized. The record is from RefSeq and is a predicted model, not a curated record. The transcript has a single exon. Lineage: Eukaryota; Viridiplantae; Streptophyta; Magnoliopsida; Fabales; Fabaceae. The coding region runs from base 207 to 653 and encodes 148 amino acids.